GGUUAGCUCCGUGAGUACAAUUUUGAGUAACUUAGCAUGGUGAACGAAUUAACUUCAUAUAAAUAGGAUGCAGUUACUCCGAUAUGCACAUUCAGUGAUCAUCCCGUGGUAACACAACAGCUUUUGACAUGAAGCUGCUAAUCAUUCUAUCGGUGCUGGCGUGCAGCUAUGCUGACAAGUUAGACAGGACGUACUUGCCUCCUGCAAGUGCUGGAACUGCUGGUGGAAGCCCUGGAGCUUUAACUGCCCCUAACGAGCCUGGAUUUGACCUUCCUAAAGGUCCUUCUUCAUUUGGCCAACCUACUCCCUCCGGAUCUGCUGGAUUUGGCCAGCCUAACGCUGGAAAAUCUGGAUUUGGUCAGCCUGCUCCUCAGUACGGUGCCCCUACUGGUGGUGCUGCUGCUCCUAGCCAAGGUCCCUCUGGAUUUAGCCAGUCUACCUCUCAGUUUGGUGCUCCUUCUGGAUCAGGCUCAUCGCCUGCUCAAGGUCCUUCUGGAUUUAGCCAGCCUGCUUCCCAAUACGGUGCUCCUUCUGGCUCCGGCUCAGCACCCGCUCAAGGCCCCUCUGGAUUUAGCCAGCCUGCUUCCCAAUACGGUGCUCCUUCUGGCUCCGGCUCAGCACCCGCUCAAGGCCCCUCUGGAUUCAGCCAACCUGCUUCCCAAUACGGUGCACCUUCUGGAUCAGGCUCAGCUCCUGCCCAAGGUCCCUCAGGAUUCGGACCCUCAGCCAAUGCUGGCCAGCAGACAUUUCAGUUUGGGGCUCCUGCUGGUGGCCCAGUUGCUGGACAGAAUGCAGGAUUAGGCUUCGGAGCUCAAGAUGUGAAUGCGUACUCUGGCCAGGCUCAACCUGAGCGUGAACGUGCUUCGAUCGACAGGAACGCUGAAAUCUUAAGAUACGAAAACCAGAAUGAUGGUGAAACCUUCUCAUACGCCUUUGAGACUUCGAACGGAAUUUCUGCUGAAGAAUCUGGUGUUGCUACCAACGGUGUGCAGGCUCAGGGUGGCUUCGCUUACACUGGUGACGAUGGCCAGGAGUACAGAAUCACUUACACUGCUGACGAGAACGGCUACCAGCCUCAGGGAGACCAUCUGCCUACUCCUCAUCCCAUUCCUGAAGAGAUCCUGAAGUCUAUUGAAGAGAACGCGAGGGCUGCUGCUGCCGGCACACAAGAAGGUGCUUACAACCCUGACGAAGAUUCUGGACCCUCAUCCCAGCAAUACUACGGUGGAGCUUCUCCAGCAUACCAGGCUCAAGGUCAACCCGGCCAGUCUCCUUCUCAGUACGCCGCUCCUGCUCAAUCUGGACCUGCUGGAUCCUCAGCUCCUCAAGAUGUCUCUUCUCAACGUGGACAAGGACCUACAUCUCAAUACGGUGCUCCUGCCCAAUCACCUGCUUCCCAGUACGGAGCUCCAUCUCAAUCCGGACCUGUCUCCUCGGGUCCUCAAGGCUUCUCGGCUCCACGUGGCCAAGCUGCUCAGGGACCUUCUCAAUAUGAUUCUCCAACUCAGUCUGGACCUGCUGGUCCUUCUGGCUCUGGAUUCCAAACUGCCCGUGGUCAAGCUGCCGCUCCUUCUUCAUCCGGACCUCAAGGUUCUUCUCAAUUCGGUGCCUCUGCUGCUCCCUCUGGUUCCGCUGGAGCUUCCCAAGGUGGUCGUGACUCAGGUUAUUCGUACAACGCUCCCAGUGCCGCUCCAUCUGGAUCUCAGGGCUUCCCAUCUCAAGGAACUCAGGCUUCAGCUAACCAAUACAACGCCCCAGCACCUACUCGUACUCCAUUCGGAUCAAGCAGACCAUCUGGCUCCCAAGGUUUCCCAGCCCAACGUGCUCCAGUUAACCAAUACAAUGCUCCUGCGUCUUCUGAGCCCUCCGCACCCCAAGAUUAUUCGUCCCAGGGCAGCAAAGCUCCCGCUUCUGCGUUUGGUGGUUCUUCAUCUUCACCUUCUGGUUCUGCCAGACCUUCCAGGCCCCAAGGUUUCUCAUCUCAACCUGCCGGAAAUCAAGGCUCUCCUUUCGCUGCUGCUGGACUGUCAGGAAACAACGGACCUACUCGUGCUGGAACACAAGGACAGUCAGCUCAAGGAGGAGAUGAUGGAUAUGAAUACAACAGGCCUCAGGCCCAGUUUGGCAGACCUAACCAGCCCGGACAGUUUGGCCAGUCGGCUCCAACUCAGGGACCCGCUUACUCCAGACCUCAAGGAUUUGGUCCAUCCAGACCUGCUGGUUCUGCACAACCUGGUCAGUCUCCCACUUUCGGUAAUGCCCCUACCUCAAGCUUCGGACCAUCAUCUGACCCCGCUGCCCCUGCUUCUGGACCUUCAUCCUCCUCUCAAGGCGCAAGAUUCCCUGUAGCAUCUAACGAUCAAGGCUAUCCUAGAGGCCCAGCUGGCUCACUCUCUGGUAAUGCCCCAUCUAACGCGGCACCUAGUCUCAAUGGUCAAGGUUCUCCUUUCAGGCCAACUGGAUCUGGUAACCAAUACACACCUAGCACUAACUCUUUCGGUGCUCCUAAGCCCAAUGGAGCCGCUGGUCCAGUAUCUGGUUCCAACGCUCAGGGACCUUUCGGAUCUCAACGCCCAAGCUCUGCUAUGUCCGAUGCUGGUUACGAAUACAACCGCCCUGGUGCGCAGGGAUCUCAAGCUGGUCCUGCUCAGGGUACCCAAGGAGGUUUUGGUCCCGUUGGACAAAACAGGCCUGGAGUUUCUGGUUCCCAACCUAGCUUUGGUGCCGUAGGUCAAAACAGGCCUGGUCAAGCCGGCCCUCAGUCUAGCUUCGGGCCUUCUGGACAGGACAAACCUGGACAGACCUUCGGAGGACCUCGCCAGCCCCCAAGCUUCAGCCCUGAAGAAGGAUACAGAUACUAAACCAAGGAUAGAUUAAUUAAUUUAUGAUAAGUAAACAAGCAAAUAGACAAAACCGAAAAAAAAAAACUUCGCAUUACGCUUAAAAUAUUUUGUACAUAUUUAUAAGAGAUGUAUAGAAUAUAACGGAGUCACUAUGUGAUCGAAAUGUAAAUUAAAUAAACUACGCAAAACUUAA
Messenger RNA from Spodoptera frugiperda (fall armyworm), 3036 nucleotides. RefSeq names its product collagen alpha-1(I) chain (gene CPR12). The coding region runs from base 129 to 2861 and encodes 910 amino acids. The record is from RefSeq and is a predicted model, not a curated record. The transcript is spliced from 3 exons. Lineage: Eukaryota; Metazoa; Arthropoda; Insecta; Lepidoptera; Noctuidae.